Messenger RNA from Cyanistes caeruleus (blue tit), 2527 nucleotides. The record is from RefSeq and is a predicted model, not a curated record. Lineage: Eukaryota; Metazoa; Chordata; Aves; Passeriformes; Paridae.
AGCGCUGCCCACACCGCAGCUCCUACCUGCAAACAGGCUGGGCUGCAGCACGGGCAGGAUGAGACCCUAAACUUCCUAGCAGACCUUGGAAAAGCAGCCCACGAGAGCUGCUGUUGAAAAGAGACAAGUUCCUUAAUUUGCCACUCUCCUUGUGCUCUGGAUGUUGUGCCGGGCUGCUGAGCGAGGAAAAGCAGGGAUGCUGCAGAGUAGGGAAGGAUUUCCACUGCUCUGGUUAGUGCCUGCACAGAAAGCAGCAGAUAUCCAAAGACUGGAGGUAUACUUCAAUUACUUGAGACUGACUCUUUUGUCUUUCACACAAGGACAUUCAUGAAUAAGUGCUUAAAACAAAACAGUAGGAGCAGCAUCAGUAUCAAAAUUUAAUACGGAGAAAAGGAGUGCUGUUCACAGAGGACUUUUUGUUUCUGAUCUAAAGGGUGUGUUUCAUCAUGGUGCCAUCAUUCUGCUCAACACAAGUCUCUGCCAGGCUCUGUCACUUAGACCUGAUGGGAGCUGCAGUGGAGCAGGUCAGCAGCAGCAGGAAUCCUACUGGAAGGUGCAUAAAAUUGGCUCUGGACUCUGCAUGUUUGAAAGUGUGAAAAAACCAAGAAUGUAUCUGAAGAUCAAAGAUGACCAGUGUGAUGGAACAGGCACAGGUGAUGAAUACUGUCAUUUUAAAAUUGAGAAUAAUUUGGAAACUGGAUCUGUGAGUCUGGAAUCAGUGCGAAAUAAAGGGAUAUAUGUUGGUCUUCUGCCAGAUGGCCAGACUAAACCAGUUGUUAACACUGGGGAGAGAAAUAUCUUCUUCUACCCACAGGUCAUCAAAUUUGGCCGGGAAAAGCCUAUGGGAACAUCUGCAGCACUCAAACAAGAGAAGAAAGAGUUCAGAGAAUCUCCAUUCCAACCAGGAAAAGCCCAGGAGCCAGAACCUCAAAGGCCUUCAACUCCCCCACCCUCAAAGGAAAUGAGAAAUCCCCAAGGUGGUGAGUGUCCCCUUCCUUCAGAUGAUGAAUGGAAAGUGUCAAUACUGACAGGAAAUGCAGGAACUGAAGCAAGUGUUGCUCUUUGGAUAUAUGGAGACAGAGGAUUAACUGGACCAAUAACUCUUGGCAAGGACAACAGGAAGCAGAUGUUUUUUCCCAGGCAGGAAGAUGAAUUUCAGGUUAAAAUGAACAACAUUGGGAAUAUCUACAAGAUAAGAAUUGAACUUGAUGGAUUACCAAAUGACCAACCUGAGUGGAACUUACGAAGGGUGAUAUUGCAACAUCUAAAGAGCAAGAAAACAGUGAAUUUUCCAGCAAACACAUGGUUAUCAAAGAAUCGUGAUGAUAGAGAAUUUCUGUGUGAACUUCCAGUAGUGGAAGCUGGAAAACCUAUCUAUCCAAUUGUUUUAUACCAUGUUUAUGUCCACACUGGUGACUUGGAGCAAGCUGGUACAGAUUCUGCAGUUUAUUUGUGUAUCUAUGGAAAAAGAGGGGAUUCUGGUCUAAGACUUCUGCAGAAAACUUGUGUACCAGUGACAUUUCAGAGAGGAAUGGUCAGUGUUUUUGAAGUGGAAGCUGUAUCUCUUGGGAAGCUGCAGAAGGUGCUGUUGCGCUGUGAGGCCAGUACCAAGUCCCAACAUUGGUAUUGUGAUAAAGUCAUUGUCAGAGAAGCUGAGAACAACUCAGAAUAUGUUUUCAAUUGUGAAAGGUGGCUUCCAUUUAUGUCUCAAGGUAUAAUCCUUUCAGAAAUUGAGCUGUACCCUCAAGAGUUUGAAAAAAAUCAGCAGCUGAAAAUUCAAGAAGCAAAUGAAGGAGAGUGGAAGAUAACUGUAGUCACUGGGGACUUUGAAACAGCUGGCACAACAGCAACAGUAUUCCUUUAUGCUUAUGGAGAAAACAAAGCUUCUGGUCCUAUUCUUUUGGGAUCUGGGAAACAGCAGCUGUUUAAUCCCAAGAGUGAAGAUACAUUUAAGAUUAAUCUCAGAGAACUUGGGCAGCUAUAUAAAAUCCGCAUUGGCCACGACAACACUGGAAAUGAUCCCAGCUGGUACCUGAAGGAAGUCAGACUUGAAAGAACAGUCCCUCUUUCUGAUGAAGAGAUUUGUCUCCCUGUAGAGAGCUGGCUUUCCGAAGACAAGGAUGAAGGUGAUACGUGGAGAGAAGUGGCAGUAAGACGCCCUGCAGAGGAGCUCUUGCCAUUGUUGGUGUAUGAGGUCCAUGUAUACACAGGGGCUAAACUUGGUGCUGAAACAGAUUCCAAUGUUUAUAUCAACCUCACUGGGACAAGAGGAGAUGCUGGAAAAAGGAAGCUCCAUAGAUCUAAGAAUAAUAAUGUUAAGUUUCGACAUGGACAGAUGGAUAUUUUCUGCAUAAAGGCUGUCUCACUGGGAGACUUGGAGAAAGUUCUGAUUAGCCAUGAUGGAGCUGGUCCAGGUUUUUCAGGAAUAAAGAAAGAAUUUCCUAAUGAGAUGAGUGUUGGGUACAGGCCCUUGAAGAAGUGUGCGUCUCCCUGGAAUGAUGUAAAUGAAGAGAAAGCAAACAUUUAA